AAAAAAAAAAAAAACCAAACAUGGAAGUUACGCUGAUAUAGUAGCUUCAUUCGUCAUCGUCAAUCAUCAUCUGCGUUGUAAAGCGUGCCGUACAUUUCUCUCUCUCUCCCUCUCUCGCAUUUUCGUUUUCUCUUUCUCUUUCUUUUUCAUAUUCUCGAGAAACAAACAGAGAGAGAAAAAAAAGAAGAAGUGUUACGUGCCGACUUCAUUGAAAUCAAGAUCACCGGCUUGCAAUGGAUUCGAUCGCAGCUCAGCGUCGUCUCAAAGCCAUUCACGGCCAUCUCGCCGUCGACGGUGACUCUUUCCCUCAGCUCCGACCGAACCUCACCGCCGGCGAGUUUUUUAUCGAUCACGGGUACAGCGUUGUGCUUCCAGAGAAAUUGCAAACAGGGAAGUGGAAUGUGCACAGAUCAGCACAUUCUCCUUUGAAGCUUGUGAGUAGAUUCCAUGAUCAUCCUGAAAUUGGUACACUGCACGAUAAUUUUGUGCACGCUGUUGAAACUUUCCGAGAUUACAAAUAUCUGGGAACACGAAUUCGGGUUGAUGGAACGGUUGGAGAGUACAAAUGGAUGACUUAUGGAGAAGCAGCUACUGCUCGAUCAGAAAUAGGUUCUGGCCUAAUUUAUCAUGGGAUACCAAAGGGAUCUUGUAUUGGGUUAUACUUCAUCAACAGACCUGAGUGGCUUAUUGUUGAUCAUGCUUGUUCUGCAUAUUCUUCCAUAUCAGUUCCUUUAUAUGACACACUUGGUCCGGAUGCUGUCAAGUUCAUUGUAAAUCAUGCUUCUGUGCAAGUUAUAUUUUGUGUACCUCAGACAUUGAAUUCUUUGUUGAGCUUCUUGUCAGAUAUUCCAACAGUGCGUCUGAUUGUGGUUGUUGGAGGGAUUGAUGAUCAAAUUCCAUCGCUUCCAUCAACAACAGGAGUUCAGGUUGUAACAUAUUCAAAACUGCUUAGUCAGGGCCGCAGUAAUCUUCAGCCUUUUUGUCCUCCAAAACCUGAUGAUGUUGCAACCAUUUGCUACACAAGUGGUACAACUGGGACCCCAAAGGGAGCUAUUUUGACACAUGGAAAUUUGAUUGCAAAUGUUGCUGGGACCUCCCUCACUGUCAAAUUCUUAUCGUCAGAUGUUUACAUAUCAUAUCUUCCUUUGGCACAUAUAUAUGAGCGAGUUAACCAGAUCGCGACAGUAUAUAAUGGAGUUGCUGUUGGAUUUUACCAGGGGGAUAACAUGAAACUAAUGGAUGAUGUUGCUGCUCUAAGACCUACUAUCUUCAGCAGUGUUCCUAGACUGUAUAAUAGAAUAUAUGCUGGUAUUUUGAAUGCUGUGAAGACAUCCGGUGGGCUACGGGAGAGGCUCUUUAAUGCUGCCUACAAUGCUAAGAAACAAGCAAUAUUGAGUGGAAAGAAUGCAUCUCCCAUGUGGGACAAAUUGGUUUUCAAUAAGAUUAGGGAAAGGCUCGGAGGACGAGUUCGUUUCAUGACAUCAGGUGCCUCACCCUUGUCUCCCGAUGUCAUGGACUUUCUAAAGAUCUGCUUUGGUUGUCGAGUGUCUGAAGGAUAUGGCAUGACUGAAACUUCUUGUGUUAUAAGCGGUAUGGAUGAGGGUGACAAUUUAUCCGGCCAUGUUGGUUCUCCUAAUCCAGCUUGUGAAAUAAAGCUUGUGGAUGUCCCAGAAAUGAACUACACAUCUGACGACCAGCCCUAUCCUCGCGGUGAAAUCUGUGUUAGGGGUCCCAUUAUUUUCAAAGGUUAUUACAAAGAUGAAGUGCAGACGAAAGAAGUGGUUGAUGAAGACGAGUGGUUUCAUACUGGAGACAUAGGGAUGUGGUUACCUGAAGGUCGUUUAAAAAUUAUUGAUAGAAAGAAGAACAUUUUCAAGUUGGCACAGGGAGAGUACAUAGCUCCAGAGAAAAUUGAGAAUGUAUAUGCAAAGUGCAAAUUCAUUGCCCAGUGCUUUAUAUAUGGUGACAGCCUGAAUUCUUCUUUAGUUGCUGUUGUCUCAGUGGACCAAGAUGUUUUAAAAGCAUGGGCUGCUUCUGAAGGCAUUAAGUAUGAAGAUUUAGGGCAAUUGUGCAAUGAUCCCAGAGCAAGGGCUGCUGUCUUGGCUGAUAUGGAUGCCAUUGGGAGAGAAGCUCAGUUGAGAGGUUUUGAAUUUGCAAAAGCUGUGACUUUGGUGCAUGAACCAUUUACGCUGGAGAAUGGUCUGCUUACUCCUACCUUUAAGGUUAAGAGACCUCAAGCAAAGGAGUAUUUUGCAAAAGCAAUAGCUAAUAUGUAUGCAGAGCUGUCAAUGUCGGACCCCUCUCAAAAAGCACCGUGAAGUUAAGAGUUUGUAAAGAAGCAGGGAAUUAGAAAAUCAAGCCAAGUAUCCUCCAAGCAAUAAAGAGAUUCGUAGUUAUUACACGAUGGAAUGGUUGGCGCUGCCAUUAUCUACUGAAGCAUCUUGCGUCAUGAUUUUUUUUCUUUCUUACAAAAUAAAAUCAAAAUUAAUUUGUCAUGUUGUUCAUUGUAUCAGUGUAUUCUACAUUUUUUUUUCUCAAUAAGAAGCCAUAAUUUUGAGCGA
Quercus robur (English oak) is the source of this 2561-nucleotide messenger RNA. Its product is annotated as long chain acyl-CoA synthetase 6, peroxisomal-like. Gene Ontology annotation, biological process: fatty acid metabolic process. Gene Ontology annotation, molecular function: long-chain fatty acid-CoA ligase activity. The record is from RefSeq and is a predicted model, not a curated record. Lineage: Eukaryota; Viridiplantae; Streptophyta; Magnoliopsida; Fagales; Fagaceae. The transcript is spliced from 23 exons. Bases 234 to 2318 code for a protein of 694 amino acids. Gene Ontology annotation, cellular component: membrane; endoplasmic reticulum.